Messenger RNA from Saprolegnia diclina VS20, 495 nucleotides. RefSeq lists its product as hypothetical. The transcript has 2 exons. NCBI's taxonomy places the organism in Eukaryota, Oomycota, Saprolegniomycetes, Saprolegniales, Saprolegniaceae. The record is from RefSeq and is a predicted model, not a curated record. Bases 1 to 495 code for a protein of 164 amino acids.
AUGCAAAACGAGGUUGCCAAGGCGAAUGACCGCGCCACGGCGGCGCCGACGACGCGGGAAGUACGCGACGUGCAUCUGCAGCCGCUCGCGAUCGCAGCGUUUAUCGCGUGGCUCGCUAUCACCGUCAACUCGUUAUUGGACCCGAUCAAAACACUGUACGGGUACUAUAUCUACAUGGACAGCUACAACCAGUACGUCGUGUGGCAGCUCACGAUCGAGAAUACCUUCAACAAUAUCUCGUCCAAAAUCUGCUCACCGAAUGGACCGUUCCUCGACUGCUACUUUGAGCUACCAGUGUACGGCACCGGGUCGCUCGCGGGCGCCACCUGCCGAUCGUACUACCCCAUCGACAAGGCUCCCACGCAGCACGUUGGCAACUUCUUUGGCAACUGCACGCUGCCGUCCGGCGAGCGCAUCGACAUCCCCGACGGCGUUCGAUUUGUCUCGACGCAGUGGUCGGCGACAGCUUUGCGUGCGACGCUUACACCACAAUGA